AUGGACAAGAAGUGUUCGAUCCAAGCCAAGCCGGUCAAGCCAAUGUUUACGGAAGCAUGGCGGUUCCUGGCGGGUCGGAGGUCGGAAAGACCUUGGGAAACACUCGGCAGGAACCACCCGUUCACGCGGAUCAACAAAAGGAGGUCGACAUUUACAGAGACACGCCAGUCCGAUUAUUAGGUUACGCGAACGAAUUAGGUGAAGCUUUUAGGUCUUUGGUCCACGUGAAUGUGGUGCGGCUCACGUAUGCCGUCGCAAGUGCAUACGUCCUUGCGGAUACUGCCGACAAGGUCGCCAAAGCAGACAAGACAAAGUGCACGGACGAGGCAACGCACCGGAGAAAGCUCCUGGCCACGGCCGCAGACACCCUGGUGUGGCAAGCGCUGGCGUCCGUCAUAGUCCCUGGCUUCACCAUCAACAGGGUGUGUGCCCUCUCUCUGCAUUUGCUCAAACGCCACUCGGGACUGACGCUCAAUGCUUGCAAGUGGACUACCACCGGCAUCGGCCUCAGCUGCGUACCCUUCAUCGUGUCGCCCAUCGACCACGGAAUCCACGCGCUGAUGGACAGGACGGUUCGCCGCUGGGUGCCACCGCCGCCUCCUCCGGAGUGACAUCUUCAUUUAAUUUACUUGCACCUCCUGCACCGGUGCAGGAGAGUUUGCGACAGUGUACUUCCAGUAUGUGUUUUGAGAUACGACCGGAAAUACACCACCCUACCCGCCCUUAUACUUUUCUGCACCAGUGCAAGAGGUGCAGGUAAAUGGAACGAUGCUUAUGUCAACCUGCAUAAGUUCAAACGUCUUGCCACCGUAGUAUUUUUUAGAUGCUUGUGAUCAGCCCUGUUCAAAAACUGGUCUGGCCAUCCUGUGCGCGAAAAUGCAUUGCUGUGGGGCACCAGUCCGGUGAGUCCGGCAACCUUAUGUAUGCCUUAGCAAGGCAUCGUAAUCGGACUAGCUUGGUGCCCCAGCAGCAAGAUGCCAUACUUGCAAACGUGUAUGGGUACAGUGCAAACCCAGAUGCCCACACCAGGAAUUCGCUAGAGCAAUAAUAAACAGAGCAGUCAUUUAUUUUGUCAUAA
Ixodes scapularis (black-legged tick) is the source of this 1078-nucleotide messenger RNA. RefSeq names its product mitochondrial fission process protein 1. Gene Ontology annotation, cellular component: mitochondrion. Gene Ontology annotation, biological process: mitochondrial fission. The coding region runs from base 57 to 611 and encodes 184 amino acids. The record is from RefSeq and is a predicted model, not a curated record. Lineage: Eukaryota; Metazoa; Arthropoda; Arachnida; Ixodida; Ixodidae. The transcript is spliced from 3 exons.